Messenger RNA from Carassius gibelio (silver crucian carp), 3981 nucleotides. RefSeq names its product glycerophosphodiester phosphodiesterase domain containing 4a (gene gdpd4a). Gene Ontology annotation, biological process: lipid metabolic process. Gene Ontology annotation, molecular function: glycerophosphodiester phosphodiesterase activity. Lineage: Eukaryota; Metazoa; Chordata; Actinopteri; Cypriniformes; Cyprinidae. The record is from RefSeq and is a predicted model, not a curated record. The transcript has 16 exons. Gene Ontology annotation, cellular component: membrane. The coding region runs from base 261 to 2090 and encodes 609 amino acids.
ACACUGCGGUAAUGUGAAACCUUCAGCAUGGACUCGCAGCUUCACACGUCAGUAACGGUGCAUGUGUCUUCAUCCGUCACAGACAGCGUAUUGUGAGCGUGCACAGAUGCGCUCACUGCAGCACAGAUUGCCUUCACUCUGAAACACUGCAACAUCACAGACACACACAGAUCUCCUCCAGCUCCGAUCCUGAUCCGUCUCCUCCGGUUCCUGUCCAUCCGUCUGCUCCAGGCUGCUCCAUGCAGGGGAGCGGCUGAUCCAUGGGCCGCUCUCCAGUGAGCCUGUCCAGACUGAAGCUGGGGAAGCUAAAGGUGGUGCGGCGGCAGCUGCUGCAGCGCUAUGAGCACCAGCCGUUUGUCUCCUGUCUGGCCGGCCUGUACGGCUGCCAGUGGAGACGCUACCAGCGCGCCAAAGCCCAGCCGGGGGAAUGCUGCUGUAGUCGGUUGGAGUGCAGUUGUUUCGCUCUCCUCAUCGUAACGUUUAUCCUGACCCUGAUAUUCCUGUACUUCUGGAGUGAGGCGCAGAAUGACUACAACGACUUCGACUGGUUUAACUUUGGGAACCUGGGCUUCUGGUUCCCGUGGUCGGUGGUGUUGCUGGUGGUCGCCGCCGCUCUCUUCACCUACAUCGCCCUCCUGCUGGUCCUAGCUGUGUGCCUUCUCUCUGAAGGACAGAGGCUUUACCUCCACUGGAGCCACAAGAUUGGGAUCCUGGUGACUCUCAGCUUCUCCAUCAGUGCCACAGCUGUGCUCUCUGACGUGUGGAGCAAAGAAUGGACCACGCUGCUCCUUUCUUUUCAGGUUACAGCACCCUUCCUUCACGUGGGCGGAGUUUUUCUAAUGACACUUCUGUCCUGGCCAAUAGCCUUACACUUCUUUCGCAUGAACAAGAGAGUGAGGCAGGUGGCUCUCCUCAGCUUGUUCCUGGCGGUUCUCUUCGCCCUGUAUCUAGUGCCAUUGGGCAUGUAUUCACCCUGUAUUAAAGAGAAGGGCAGACUGGGGCCAGCGCCCACCCUCUUCGGGCACAGAGGAGCGCCCAUGCUUGCACCAGAAAAUACCCAGAUGUCCUUUGAGAAGGCUGUAGAAUCGGGAGGAGACGGACUGGAGACAGACGUCACAAUCAGUUAUGAUGGCGUCCCGUUCCUGAUGCAUGACAGCACCCUGAGGAGGACGACCAACGUGCAUGAGGUGUUCCCCAACCGGACGGACACACCGGCGGCCAUGUUCACCUGGGAUGAGCUGGAGAUGCUCAGCGCUGGAUCCUGGUUUCUUCAACGGGAUCCUUUCGGCACGGCCUCUUCUCUUGAUGUAGACGAGAAGAACCGGGUCCGAAACCAGACGGUACCCACCCUGAAGGAGUUCCUGGAUCUGGCAGCCCAGCACGAGAAGCUGGUGAUCUUUGACCUCAGACGCCCCCCUCGAGGACACCCCUACAGAGACACAUGGAUCACACGCACCCUGGAGGUCAUACACAACGAGUCCUCCAUUAACUCCAGCCAGGUGUUGUGGCUUCCGGCCGAUCAGAGGAGUCUGGUUCAGGAGCUGGACCCCGAGCUGCAGCAGACGUCUGGAGAUCAUUCCUCCAUCGAGGAGCUGCAGGAGGAGCACAUCGUCCGACUCAACCUUCAUUACAGCUACAUGUCACAGGAGCAGAUCAGAAAGUACUCCUCUGUGAACAUCAGCACUAACCUGUAUGUGAUCAGUCAGCCGUGGUUAUAUUCGCUGGCGUGGUGCGCAGGCGUUCAUUCAGUCACUACAAACGCCCUGCACAUCCUCAAGAAACUACAGCGCCCCUUGUUCCUCAUGACUCCAGAUGAAUACAGUCUGAUGUGGAUCCUGACCGACAUCGUCUCUGCUUUCCUCAUCACCGCUAUUUUCAUCUUCCACUGGUGGCGUGAGCGAGGCUUGCCCUUCUGGUCGGGCAGUAGACAGGUGAAUGAGAACGGACCGUACAGCAAGUUCCGGACGGAAGCGUCUGAGGUCCAAGGCAUCCGCUGGAACCCUCUGUUCUUUGACGGGCCGUCACCGUCCCGGGACCUCGACCUCACCCUGCAUGUUCCCCCUAUGCAUGGCUUCCCCGUCCCCAUCUGACCCUCCAUCAGUCUCGUUAUGAGCCGCUCUCAUCUCUCUCCUCUCUCUCCGGAUGGCAGAGCUGAGCGACGUCUGGUCCAUCUCCAGCAUCAGCGUCCGUGGAGGGGCUCAGAGCACGCCCCUCACACCCAACCUGCCCACCAUCAGCGAGGAGCCGCCCAUCUGACCCCCUCACAACACAGAUCUGUGGAGACCUGGAGCCGCUGUCAGCAUCAUCACACGCUCAUUUGCAUUCGAGCUUCAAACUCUGAGCUUCUGCUGUUGCUGCUUCAAAUUGUGAAGGAUUUCCUGGUUUAAAGACUGUAUACUCACAGUCAUAGUCUAGUCUUGACUCGGCUUCGAGACAAAAGUACAUGACCUUAUGUAUUUUGAACAAUGAUAUUAAAUUACCCUCUAUUAUUGGCCAAACUGGUAAUAUGAAGACAAAUGAGAAGAAAUAAAAAAAGUAUAUAUAUAUAUAUAUAUAUAUAUAUAUAUAUAUAUAUACAUAUAUAUAUAUAUACAUAUAAGUAUAUAUAUAUUUUAUAUUUUAUUUAUUAUAUAUACAUAAUAAUAUAUACAAAAUAUUUUAUUUAUUAAAUAUUAUAUAUAUAUAUAUAAUAUUUUGGAUCUAAGGAGGAACAUGGUAAAAAAAUGUAAAUCCCUAAAAUCAAAUCUAAAACCACUGUUUUGAAUUUCCCCUAAAAUUUGCAUUACUAUAAUGUGUCCAAACAUAGUAUUGUGUAAGUGUAUGUACACACACACACACAAACACGCACACACACAUUACCUUAAAAAAAUACAUUUAAAAAUUUUUUGACAUUUUGUGGGAAAAUGUGCUUAAAACAUAUCAAAUAAAAUCUUCGGUAACUUUCCAAUAAGUUUCCAUUUGUUAACUGUAUUUAAUAUAUCAACUAACAUUAACAAUGAGCGAUACAUUUGUUGCAGUAUUUAUUAAUCUUUGUUAAAUUUAGUAAAAUACAGCUGCUCAUUGUUAAGCUCAGGUCCAUAAAAUAACACUUAUACAUACAACUUUUGAUUUUAAUAAUGUAUCCGUAAAUGUUGAAAUCAAGAUUAAUAAAAGUGUUUCUCACUGUUAGUUUAACUAAUGUUAAUAAAUGGAACCUUAUUGUAAAGUUUUACCAAAUAUUAUAAUAUAUUAAUAACAAUAAAUAUAUUAUUUCCUAUUCUAGGGUGAGUUAUUCUUAUACUGUGCCAGUACCAUGAAAUUCAUGUACCAUGGUAUUUACAUGGUAAUUAACUGAAAAUGUAAUGUAAGUGAUAUUUUGUUAAAAAAUAUCAAAUGUAUUUGACCAAUUGUUUUCAGAAUUGGCGGCAUUAGAUGAAUCCAUCAUCCAGUUUCUGUUGCUUCUGUGAAGUUCGUUUUUAUCACUGAAGGCUGAGUUUGCCUGAUUUCUGCCGUCUGACGCAUGGUAAAAAUGAAAUGCACCACCAGAUUUAAUCCAGAGUGUUUUGGAAAUAUUAAAGAUGUCAGAUCCAUUGCAUGAUGUGAUAAAAUUGACAAAGCUUUACAAUCAGGAAGACAAUAACAAGCCAAACAGACAAUCUGCAUUUGAAAGCUUUAGAUUGCUGACACGAAACCUAAAGCGCUCGCUUUAAUCACCCUCUGUUAAUGCAAGGUUUCUGAUUAAUGUGAUGAGCUGAAAGGUCUUCGUUUGCAUGUUCAACAGACACGCUCUGGCUUGCAUUCAUGUUUUUUGCUCCAGAUGUUUCGCCUGUAUAAAAUGCAACGCCUAGAGUGAUUUCUAUUACUUAAUCCGUCUUAAUGUAACAUGUCUGUAAAUAUGAUUGUAAACUGAUGAAAUUCUGAUAAAAGUUUUUCGUUGUCUUUUUUUGUUACUCUAUGACAUCAUCUCUAAUAGCCUAAAUAAAAAUAUUUUAGCAGACUCCA